ACCUCAUUUCCGCCCGGCGGCAAGAUGGUGGCGCCUAGGCCCCGCCACGCAGACUUCCGCCGCACGCAGAGACCCAGGGCACGCUGCGGGCAGCGCCGGAGCUGAAGUUGGGACCCCCGCUGUGUGGAAUCAGGGUUCGUUAGGGCAACAUGUCGGAAAGCAACGCUGCCGGUGAGCCCAGCGCCCCAGCAGGGCCCCGAACCCUCCUCUCCGGGGCUCGGGGGCUUAUCGGCCGGCGGCCGGCGCCUCCCCUCACUCCCGGCCGCCUUCCCUCCAUCCGCUCCAGGGACCUCACCCUCGGUGGAGUCAAGAAGAAAACCUUUACCCCAAAUAUCAUCAGUCGGAAGAUCAAAGAAGAGCCCAAGGAAGAAGUAAUCAUCAAGAAGGAGAAGCGUGAAAGGGACAGAGACCGACAGCGAGAGGGGCAUGGGCGGGGCCGGGGUCGCCCAGAAGUGAUCCAGUCCCAUUCCAUCUUUGAACAGGGCCCAGCUGAAAUGAUGAAGAAAAAGGGGAACUGGGAUAAGACAGUGGAUGUGUCGGACGUGGGGCCUUCUCAUAUCAUCAACAUCAAAAAAGAGAAGAGAGAGACAGAUGAAGAAACAAAACAGAUCCUGCGCAUGCUGGAGAAGGACGAUUUCAUCGAUGACCCUGGGUUGAGGAACGACACUCGAAACAUGCCUGUACAGCUGCCUCUGGCUCACUCUGGGUGGCUGUUCAAGGAAGAAAAUGAAGAACCAGAUGUUAAACCUUGGCUGGCUGGCUCCAAGGAAGAUGACAUGGAGGUGGACGUGCCUGUUGUGAAAGUGAAAGAGGAACCACAAGAUGAAGAGGAGGAGGCCAAGAUGAAGGCUCCUCCCAGAGCAGCCAGAAAGACGCCGGGCCUCCCAAAGGACAUAUCUGUGGCAGAGCUGCUCAGGGAGCUGAGCCUCACACAGGAGGACGAGCUGCUGUUCCUGCAGCUGCCAGACACGCUCCCGGGCCAGCCGCCAACUCAGGACGUCAAGCCUAUCAAGACAGAGGUGCAGAGUGAGGAUGGACAGAUGGUGGUUGUGAAGCAGGAGAAAGACCGGGAGGCCAGGCUGGCGGAGAAUGCUUGUACCCUGGCUGACCUGACAGAGGGGCAGGUUGGCAAGCUGCUGAUCCGCAAGUCAGGAAAGGUGCAGCUGCUCCUGGGCAAGGUGACUCUGGACGUAACAAUGGGAACCGCCUGCUCUUUCCUGCAGGAGCUGGUGUCCGUGGGCCUUGGAGACAGUAGGACAGGGGAGAUGACAGUCCUGGGACACAUAAAGCACAAACUUGUUUGUUCCCCCGAUUUUGAAUCCCUCUUGGAUCACAAACACCGGUAAGAAGAUCAGAUGGAGGAUGCUGGUGGCUGUGCCCAAGGCUGCUGCGUGCUCCAGACGUUUUGCUGUAAAAUCUGUGCCACCCAGAAGGGGCCUGUUCAGCCCACCCACUCGCUCCAGUCUUUGGCAGCCAUUGUCCCAGUUUUUCCCACAGUGUGGAUACUGCAUGUCCUCGCUGCUGGGGGACUCGUCCCUUCUAUUUAUUUUUGUAUUUAUGUCGUAUCUCUUUAACCGACUGCACCUUCCCCGGGGAGGGGAAGGGUCUGUGGAAGAGGACAGGCUCCUUCCCUCGGUGGGAAGUGGUGGAAGGACUGCUGCUGCUGCUGCGCUUGCUCCCCCCUCCCUCCCGAGGGCAGUGGAGGAGGGCAUAGAACGAGCAGGGAGUCUUCGUGUCUGAGACUCCACACUUGGGCCCAGCUCUGUCAGAAACUAGCUGUGUGACCUUGGACAAACUACCUAACCUUUCUGAGCCUCAUUUGCCUCAUCCAACUAAAAACGAGGAUAAUACCUACCUCACGAGGUUGGUGUGAGGAUUAUAUGGAAUGUUGUAGAUGAAAUCUCUUGCACAAGGCCAGACAUACACAGUAGACGCUCAAUAAAUGUCAGUUUCCCUUCC
This is a messenger RNA of Phyllostomus discolor (pale spear-nosed bat), 1959 nucleotides long. RefSeq names its product RNA polymerase III subunit D (gene POLR3D). The transcript has 9 exons. The record is from RefSeq and is a predicted model, not a curated record. NCBI's taxonomy places the organism in Eukaryota, Metazoa, Chordata, Mammalia, Chiroptera, Phyllostomidae. Gene Ontology annotation, molecular function: DNA binding. Gene Ontology annotation, biological process: transcription by RNA polymerase III. Gene Ontology annotation, cellular component: RNA polymerase III complex. The coding region runs from base 150 to 1346 and encodes 398 amino acids.